AUGGCCCUGAAGGAGGGCGGCGGCCCCGGCGCCUCCACCGUCACCACCACCACCAUCCUCCCCAUCAGCGAGAUGGUCUCCGGCGGCUGCUCGGCUGCCGUCCCGGCCUCGGGGCCGCCGUCGGGCCCGGCCUUCCCCGAGGUGGUGGAGCUGAACGUGGGCGGCCAGGUCUACGUGACCCGCCACUCCACCUUGCUGAGCGUGCCGGACAGCAGCCUGGCCCAGAUGUUCUCGCGGGGGCCCCGCCAGCUGCCCCGCGACGGCCGCGCCCGCUUCUUCCUCGACCGCGACGGCUUCCUCUUCAGGUACGUGCUGGAUUACCUGCGCGACAAGCAGCUGGCGCUGCCCGACCACUUCCCGGAGAAGGAGCGGCUCCUGCGGGAGGCCGAGCACUUCCAGCUGGCCGGGCUGGCCCAGCUGCUGGCCGCCCGCGGCGCCCCGCGAGGCUCGCUGAACGACGAGGGCUGCCCGAGCGACCCGGAGGACGGCAGCCCGCCCGGAGGCGGUGUGGAGCUGCCGGCGGGGCUGCCGUCCGCGCGAGCCGGAGAGAGACGCUCGGGCUUCUUGAGCCUGGGCUACCGGGGCUCGACGGCGGCGGCGACGGUGCGGGACGGGCAGGGGGACGCCAGGUUCCGCCGCGUGGCCCGCAUCCUGGUCUGCGGCCGCAUCGGCCUGGCCAAGGAGACCUUCGGCGAGACGCUGAACGAGAGCCGCGACCCGGACCGGCCGCCGGAGAAGUACACCUCCCGCUUCUACCUGAAGUACACCCACCUGGAGCAGGCCUUCGACCGGCUGGCCGAGGCCGGCUUCCACCUGGUGGCCUGCAACUCCACCGGCGCCGCCGCCGCCGCCGCCGUCAACCAGUACCGGGAGGACAAGGUCUGGAGCAGCUACACCGAGUAUAUCUUCUACCGACCGCCCCAGAGAACUGUGUCUCCUAAACAAGAACACGAAGAUGGGAAACACGAAAAGGUGACGGACAAAGGAAGCGAGAGUGGAACGUCUUGCAACGAAUUGUCCACCUCCAGUUGCGAGAGUCAUUCCGAAGCCGGCACGCCUCAAGAGAACGCUACCAGCACCCAGCAGCCUACAGGCCACCAGCCCAACACUCUGACAUUGGAUCGCCCAUCGAAGAAGGCUCCGGUUCAGAAAAUGCCUCCACCGGAUAAGCGUCGAAACAGCGAACUUUUCCAGACUCUCAUGAGUAAGUCCCGAGAAAUAAACCUCUCCAAGAAAAAGGUCUGCGAGAAGCUCAGCGUUGAAGAAGAGAUGAAAAGAUGCAUUCAGGAUUUUAAAAAAAUCCACAUCCCCGAUGAUUUUCCAGAAAGAAAACGUCCAUGGCAAUCUGAACUGUUACAAAAAUACGGGCUAUAG
This is a messenger RNA of Protobothrops mucrosquamatus (brown spotted pit viper), 1374 nucleotides long. It is a transcript of the gene KCTD8, whose product is annotated as potassium channel tetramerization domain containing 8. Bases 1 to 1374 code for a protein of 457 amino acids. Gene Ontology annotation, molecular function: protein binding. The transcript is spliced from 2 exons. NCBI's taxonomy places the organism in Eukaryota, Metazoa, Chordata, Lepidosauria, Squamata, Viperidae. The record is from RefSeq and is a predicted model, not a curated record. Gene Ontology annotation, biological process: protein homooligomerization; regulation of G protein-coupled receptor signaling pathway.